CUCCAUCUCACAACAACCUGUUAAAAGUAAAAGUUUGUGAUUUUCACGUACGUACUGGCAGGACUUUCAAAAUUCCGUAACCCAACUUUCUGUAAAACGGUUUAAUAGAUUUUUAUUGCAGUUUUCUAUUAAAAUGAUGUGCGACGGCAGUAAUUCCAGUCCCUGUCCAAGCAAAGCGAGGGACCAACUUGAUAUGGACCUAGGAGAAUCAAUUUUAAUAACUCAUUAUGUGAGUCCUCAGCAAUUUAGCUAUGUUAGAUGCAAAGAUGUGCUGGCAUCCGCCUCGUCUUUACGCCAAAUAGAGUGUGAUUUAGCGGAUUACUGCACCAGAAAAUUGCCGAAGCAUGUCUAUCAGAAUUUUCAACCAGUCAUUGUGCGCUACUUGGCUUGGAAUCCGCCCAAGCUCCUAAGGGGUGUGGUGCGUAGGCGGCUGGAGGCCGAUCAGUACCUGAUCUGGCUUCAAGAUUACGGAUUCACCUUAAGCUGCCCUGUUGAUGAACUGUGGCCUCUGCCUGAUCACUUAAGUCGCCGUUUCUGGGACAUCAAAUGGGGCGGCGUGGCGUUUAUCACCCCCCAUGAUGGCAGUGCCUGGUCCCAAUCAGCCAUUCGAUCCUUUGACAAGCAGCUGGAGGAAGCUAUCCAGCUCACAUUUCAAGUCUUAUAUCGAAGUUCAACGAAUCGAGAUUUCGGCCAGCUUAUGAUUAGAUCCAACAGCCACAGUGAGUCUUUUAAGGAUGCUGCAAAUUUUCUAAUAGAGCGGGAGCAUGCCCUCUAUGAUGACACGAUUUUGUUAAUGGACACACCUUCCUAUGAUGAUUUAAGCUUGGAGCUGGCCGAGAUCAACUACUUGGGGCUCGAAGCACGGCCGCGUGUUAAAGGCAUUUUUGAAUUAGUGGCUGGCAGUCAAUCCUCUGAAAACUCCAUGAAACUUCAGCCAGUUGUGGUGUUGCAAAAGCCCAUUAACACUGAUUUAUCUUUUGUCAAUUGUAAGACAUUGGAGAAAAAAGAGUCAUCAUUCGUUGCAUUAAAGGAAGCGAGACGGAAUCUGACCCGCCCGGAGACUCAGCACCAGAAGCUGGACGGGCUUCUUCAGAGUCGCAACCCCUUACUCAUACCGGAAACUAGCAAGGUCCUGAGCAAAAUUCAAAGCAUCCGCGACUGUUCCGUGGAGACUGCUCUUAAUAGCAGACCAACAAACAAUAAUCAAGAAGCUCUGACAUCAGAUAAAAUUAAUCUAUUUGAGAAAAGUAGGAAGUUGGAAAGUAGACAUAAAGAUAUCGAUAACCUAUCUGAUUGUUUGCCAAAAUUGCAGCUAUCACCAAUUAAGCAAACCGCUACCCAAUUGAAUCCUAUUGUUGUUAAGGAUACGGCGUCAUCAGCCUCGUGUGGAUCGUUAGAGAACUUAGGUGAAUCUUUAACCUUAUCUAAUUCAGAAAGGCUUCCGCCGGUGAUAUUACCUAAGCCAAAAUUUGUGCCUACUUCCGUGAUGUUAAAACUGUCUGCUCCUCCAUUGGCAAAAGCUUUGCCUGCAUUUGCAAAUGGAAAUGGACCUGACCCCUUGAAUUCUCGAUCAGUAUCCUUCUGCAUGAAUAAAAUGGAACGCAUUUUUAAUGACAUGCUUGGCAAGAAGAAUGACAACAGAAUAACAAAUUCUAUUCCCCCAACUUUGGUAAGGAACUCGGGGAAGAAACUUAUACCCGUCGUAGGAAAUAAAGAUAUUAACGUUGCAAGCUCGGUGCUAGCCCACAGCCACGUGUCAGUGGAUCCAGUCACAAGUUUUAAGGAGAUACCUCUUCGCAAGGAGAUUCAGAUGGCCAUGAACAAUCUGAACUUUCACACACCAUUGGUGACGCAAGGCUACGCCUGGCCGCAUCUCGUGCAGGGCGGAUCCCUCAUCCUGGUGGAUGGCUCGAGAGCAGGUCGCUCCUGGAGUUACUUGCCCAUUAUUUGCUCCUCGGUGUUGCGUUCCAUGCAGGACACUCCACCCAACUGUUUGGAGCGGGUUGCCUGUGGUCCCCUGACCAUCCUGGUUGUGGAUUCUGUAGACAAUGCCAACAAAUUGGUCUCCCAUUGCGACUUCUUGAUGAGGGACUACGACACCCAGCACCUGAAAGUGGUCAAUACUCAUGCCCAUGGCAUGACUGAUGUACACUUGAUGCUGCUCAACUCGUGCGGCGUUUUAGUGACAACGCCGGCGCAUUUGUUAGAUAUACUAAAUGUCGAUGGAUUAACUCUACUGGAUCCGGUUAGGUUGGAGUACCUAAUCUUCGACGACUUCGAUCGUAUGCGUCUGGGAAAUUCGCAGCUUCUUGACGAAGUGCUGCAGAAAAUAAACGGCAUGGGCUGUCAAGCGAUGCAGUUGGUCGUUGUGGCUCAGCAAUGGAAUACAGAAAAAUUCAAAAAGCUCCUGAAGCGAGCAAUUAAACCACUGAUUGUUUUUGGAGACUUCUUCGCGGCUGCCAUGUAUGGGGGUCUAAAAUUGAAGUUCAUCCUGAGAAAUUCCGCCUUGAAGCAGCAGCAGCUCCUCGAUAUCCUGCAAGAACAAAAGGCACCAAGGAAGCGUACACUGAUCUAUUGCAAUAGUCAGGAGUUGGAUGAUCUGAAAAUUGCUCUGACCGGAGCAGGACAUACAUGUGUGGGCAUUUCAAAGGCAAUGCAUCAGGAACCGCACGAAUUGUUGCUGAUCAGCGACAGCCAGCUCCAGGAACAGCUGCCUGCGAGAAACAUUGAGCUGCUUAUUCACUUCAGUCUUCCGGAGUCCUGGUCGAAGUUUGCCUAUCGAUUCCACACCAUGGCGGACAUCAUUCGAAAUGUUUUGAAGACACCACUGGAAAACGUGCAGCCCUUGAUCAGCUUCUUGCUGCUAGACGAGGGGAACUCCAGGGAGUGGCCUCGCACCAUAAAGUUCCUUGAGGAUCACGGCGUCGAUACGAAGGAGUUGAUGUCCCAAUUUAUGUGCACCACCCAGCAGAAAUCGGUUGACAGUCUUCUCUACUGCCCGUACCUACUGAGCAGCGGCGAGUGUAACCAAAGCUUAUGUGAUAAGCGUCACCACCACGUUAAUGCUGAUUUCCCGUAUCCUGGUAAUCCCCUGCAGCAAUCGGGGACCGUAAUCCGUUGCAAAUUACACAAAGCCUACACCGCAGCUCACAUGGCCGUCUUGCCCAUAAAGUACAAGUGCAAAGGUUCACCCAGUUGGAUGGAUGUGCCUUAUCCUUCCAAUCCAUCGACACUAAUGCUAAAAAUGAGCUUGAGAGUGCCCCAAAAGAUACAUACCCCAUAUUAUCUUAAUGAUGUAUGUUUUGUGCUGUAUCACGGACACUUGCGGAGGGUAAGAAUCGUAGAUAUCCCUUCCAGACGUCCGGUCACUGUCCAAUUUAUGGAUCAUGGCACUGAGCUAGUGCAGAUCAAGCCCAGUGAGUUGCUGGAAUGUCCGGAGAAGUUUAGGACCCAGCCUCCUCUGGCCAUGGAUAUUCGUUUGUCAGGAGUAGUGGCAGCAGGAGAGGAGGGAAAGUGGUCGUCCGACUCCAUUCGAUACGUAGACGAAAGCUUUGGUCCCAUUGAUGGACAGGUAAUGCAGAUAACCGUUGACUUUGCCGUUCUGGAUGUGGUAUAUGUAAGGGAAAUCGCUUUGAUAGAAGAGUGCAGAACAAUGCAAACAAGUGUGUACAAAAUCUUUUUGCGCAAGGAGCUGUUUCGUCGAGGUUUCGCUAGGUUGGACAGCAAAGUCAUCGAUGCACUGCGAACCAUGUCUGAGGAUCGGAAAGAAGAAAUCGAAAAGUUGAUUGCCAACAAAGAAAACAUUGGUUAUUUUAAUGUAAUUACCGAUUUGGAGGACCCCGAAAAGGAUCUCCCUUCUGCACCAAUCAGCGAAGUGAAUAUUUUUAAUGGAGCAAGUCAAAAUGCCGAUAUUACUAUGCCCCUCCAGGAAAAAAUGAUGACAGCAGUUGACCAAUAUAUAAAUGAUAAGGUGUCAGUCAAAACUACCGAAAAGAAAAAUAUUGUCGAAGAGAAAGAUUCCUUAAAAACUUUAGAGGAUGGUGAAAAGGCAGUUAAGGAAAAUCAGGCGCAGGUCGAUUCUUCGUUAGACAGUUCGACUGCAUUCUUAAACGCCCUGACUUACGAGUUGAACACUAACAGCCCUUCGAAGAAACAGCAUACUCAAAAAUUCCUUCACAGCAUUGUGAAUGAGCAAGAAAAUCAUGAAAUCAUCCCAUUCAAAAUAUCCUGCGCAAAAGCGUUGAACAGCAAUAAAUCUGCUCAAGCAGGCCCCAAAGAUCCAUCGAAGGACCAAGUAUCGCAAUCCUUGCAGUGUGGCACGAAAGCUGGAGAGUCAGUGUAUCCCAGGGUCAAAUGGCACCAGACCCACACAUAUAUCGAACUAGUAAUUGAACAGCAGGCGUCAGACUAUAAUCUCAUUGUACAGGGUAAUGUCUUAAAGUAUAGCGUGACAACCACUUCUCCUCCUCAGAGAUGCGUCCUGAAUCUUCUGGGCGAGGUUGGGAUUGAAACACAAAAACAACUAGGGUAUUACUUGCAUGUUAAGUUGACCAAGGUUGAUUUACUAGUCUACUGGCCAACACUUCUCAAUUCGCUUUACACUCAACAACAAUCCCAAUGGUUGAUCUAUGAUACGGAGAGGGCUCAAGGACCUCCACCGUCAGAGGGUCUGGGGUUUUGGGAAGGAUAUCUUAGUAAGGAGAUAAGUAAUAACAACUCCAAUCCAGACGAAUACGAAUUUAGCUCUUCUUCGGAAGACAUCUCCCAGCCGGGAGUGGAGUAUUGCGACUUGGAUUCGGCCUUGUAUGAAGAUAUUUAGUGUUAUUUUCCUUAUAUGUAUAUUCAAAUGUUCUACUUAACCAAGAUAUUCAUAUUAAUAUUAAUUUUCACAAAUGGCCCAAUUCAUUUUAUGUUUUGAUCUAAAUAAAUCUACCCACUUAAAUAUCAUUAAAUUGUCACAGUUUCCUAAAGGGUAGCAAAAGUAUCGAGCACAAUUGCUAUCGCUACGACAUAGUAUACAUCGAUACAAUUUAUUUGCUUUUCAUUUUAGUACUUAUACUUUGGGUAUUCCCAAAACGUAUGAAUCUCUAAAUUCUUGCUGAAAUUGUCAAAAAGCUGUUUCACCAAACAGCCGUUACAGCUACUGUUUAAAAAUUUUCCUAGCUUUGAUUGUCUUAGCUAUGGCUUGACUUCAAAGAAAACGCCCAGGAAAAGUAGAAAGUCGAACGGUUGGAUUUAAUAACAAGCUAGGGACUGUCUAAUCUUUAUAGGUUAGGUCCAGUGUUGCCUUCUUUAUUUUAGUAGGAAAGAGCGACUACCC
Messenger RNA from Drosophila gunungcola (fruit fly), 5320 nucleotides. RefSeq names its product putative ATP-dependent RNA helicase SoYb (gene SoYb). NCBI's taxonomy places the organism in Eukaryota, Metazoa, Arthropoda, Insecta, Diptera, Drosophilidae. Bases 134 to 4819 code for a protein of 1561 amino acids. Gene Ontology annotation, biological process: germ-line stem cell division; transposable element silencing. The record is from RefSeq and is a predicted model, not a curated record. The transcript is spliced from 5 exons.